This is a messenger RNA of Populus trichocarpa (black cottonwood), 2939 nucleotides long. RefSeq names its product desmethyl-deoxy-podophyllotoxin synthase. The record is from RefSeq and is a predicted model, not a curated record. Gene Ontology annotation, molecular function: iron ion binding; oxidoreductase activity, acting on paired donors, with incorporation or reduction of molecular oxygen; heme binding. Lineage: Eukaryota; Viridiplantae; Streptophyta; Magnoliopsida; Malpighiales; Salicaceae.
UAAAAAUAUUUUAAAAAAUAAAUAUUAAUAAUUUUUUUUAAUGAUUUUGUUUUGUAGUACUGUAAAGUCGUACUAUCAAUAUACUAUAGACUUUGCUUUCAUGUACUACCAUCGCCCCCCAAUCUCGCGCCACUUUGAUAAUUAACUAAGAUCUUUAUUUAUUUAUUAUUUAUUUAUUUAUGAAUUCAAAGCAUCUAAUGAUAGGGAAGAUAAUAAUAACAACAUGGGCGGAGUCGCUUCAACAUUGCCGCGAAGUUCGCUUUCUUUCCACGCCAUCUUACACGGUGGAAACUGAUGAGUCAUCAAAACUGAUGAGUCACAAUUUUCUACUUUUUUUUUUCUUCUCCAUCCCUGUUAAGUAAUGAAAUAAUUCUUCAACUUAUUUAUUUAUGUAAUUUUAUUAUCAUUAGCUGACAAAUUAAUUUAUUAUUUGUCCCUUCAUUCCUCCUAUUAAUAAUUUCUAUUUUUUUUUAAGAAAGAACCUUCUCAUCAUCUUCUACAUGUUUAUGUAAUUUUUUUUAAUCAUUAACUGCAAAUAUUAUUUUAAAAGAGAUCCUUCUCAUCAUUAGCUGACGAAUUACUGUUUCAAUAUACCAUGUUUUGCAAUAACCUUUUUCGGCCUUAUUAUUCAACAAUUAAUCUCUAGAAAUUAUUGAGCUAAUACAUUUCCUCCUGUCAUAUUUGUAUCGGGAGCCAAAUAUGGCUGAGCUUAAUGCCAUUGCUAAGGCUUUGAAGAUCCCAGUCUCCGAAAUGGGUGUUAAUGGUUCAGCCGUGUGUGUGUGCGUGUGUAGAAUCAGACUCCAUUAAUGCUUUAGCUUGCGCUAAUUUGAUUGCAGGGCGUUUAGGCUUAGCUGCAAUUAAUUAAUACUUGUUCACCGAUAUAAUAAUAAUAAUAACCUUGCAGCUCCAGAAAACAGAGUAAAUAGUUUAUUCCAGACAAACCCUUCUGAUCUGUCUAGGAUCAUUCGGAUUGAAUAAUUUAUAUCAAACUUGUUGAAAUAGAAUGAGGUAACAUCCAACUACUCAUAUCACACAUGGAGUAAUGCGAAAAUGAAGUAGAACGAGAUACUAUCCAACUACAGGACAAGUAUGAUUAUCAAAUAAAGACUCCUGUCCUGAGCGGCUGACGCUAAGGUUAGCCUCACAACUUCAACUGAAACUAGAUCAUAUAUAGAAGAGAAGCAAAUUUACAAACCAACACUCGAUAAUGGAGCAGCUUCAAAUUCCCUCCUCCUUGGUCCUUCUCCCAUCACUCCUCUUUAUCUUCAUGGUAUUAAGGAUGCUCAAAAAGUCGAAAACCAAAGACUUGACUCCAAAUCUACCUCCAGGUCCACGGAAGCUGCCUGUGAUAGGAAACUUGCACCAGUUAUUUGGUUCUCUACCCCAUCACCACCUGCGAGACUUGGCCGAGAAACACGGACCUAUCAUGCACCUUCAACUCGGCCAAGUUCAGACCAUUGUUAUUUCUUCUCCAGAAACUGCUGAACAAGUGAUGAAAGUCCAUGAUAUCAACUUUGUUCAUAGGCCCCAUCUCCUUGUAGGACAAAUCAUCUUUUAUAACUGCACAGACAUAGUGAAUGCAGCAUAUGGAGACUACUGGAGGCAGUUGCGGAAAAUUUCCAUCUUGGAGCUAUUAAGUGCUAAACGUGUGCAAUCAUUUAGAUCUAUCAGGGAGGAAGAGGUAUCCAGUCUUAUUGGAAGUAUUUCUUCCAGUGCAGGAUCAAUAGUCAACCUUAGCAGGAUGCUGUUUUCUGUAGCUAAGCUCACUACGAGAGCAGCCUUCAGUAAAUUGCGGAAAGAGGAAGAGAUAUUCGUUCCGCUUGUUCAGGGAAUAAUGCAGGUGGGAGCAGGUUUUAAUAUAAGUGAUCUUUUCCCUUCCAUCAAAUUGCUUCCAUGGAUAACUGGGAUGAGAUCCAGAAUGGAAAGGUUGCAUCAAGAAGCUGACAGGAUACUUGAAAGCAUUAUCAAAGAGCAUAGAGCUCGCAAAGCGGAGGGCAAUUCUAGUAACGAGAGUAAAGUAGAUGAUCUUGUAGAUGUUCUUCUAGAUCUCCAGGAACAUGGGAACCUCGACUUCUCCCUAACUACCGAUAAUAUUAAGGCAGUCAUCCUGGACCUUUUCAUUGCUGGGACUGAGACAUCAUCAACUAUUCUAGAAUGGGCAAUGUCAGAGCUGCUAAAGCACCCUGAAGUGAUGGAAAAGGCUCAAACAGAGGUACGAGAGGUCUUUGGCAAAGAUGGAAGUGUCGGUGAAUUAAAUUACUUGAAGAUGGUUAUCAGAGAAACUAUGAGAUUACACCCUCCUCUCCCUUUGCUGAUUCCAAGAGAAUGUCGAGAGGAGUGUGGAAUAAACGGAUACAAUAUUCCCAUUAAAUCCAGAGUCCUAGUUAAUGUAUGGGCAAUCGGAAGGGAUUCAAAUUAUUGGGUUGAAGCUGAGAGAUUCCAACCAGAGAGAUUUCUUGAUAGCUCGAUUGAUUAUAAAGGGGUUAAUUUUGAGUUUACCCCAUUUGGUGCUGGAAGAAGGAUGUGUCCAGGCAUUCUGUUCGGCAUAAGUAACGUCGAUCUUCUACUAGCAAAUUUGCUCUACCAUUUUGACUGGAAGCUCCCCGGUGACAUGAAGCCAGAAAGUCUAGACAUGUCUGAAGCUUUCGGUGCCACGGUUAGAAGAAAAAAUGCUCUGCAUUUAACUCCUAUUUUGCACCAUCCUCAUCCUGUUAGAUCUUGAAAAUCACAAGGAAAAUGAUCUUAAAUCUGCUUUUGUUAUGUGUUACCUUAUGCCAAUGGUGUUGCCCGGUCACGAUAAUAAUAGUAAUAAAAAGCUGCUUAUUUUUCAGUGUUAUCUUUAGCUUUUCCCAGAACUUGUAAUAAUCCUACACUUUGAUCCAAAUUCCGUCCAAAAUAGCUGCAGGAUGAACUGUUAAUUUAAGUUAUUGAUGUAGAAA